CCCCUUUCCAGUCCCAUUCGUUUCAAGAGUCCCAGCCCAAUCGGAAUUCGAGGGCCGUUGCUUUCUCCCGCGACGACUGCCGAGGCGCCGGAGGAGAACCCAAUCCUCGCCCUUCUCUCCAUCUCUCCUCCUCCUCCUCGGGACCUCUCUGCUCUCUGGGCGUCUCCUCCCCCUCUCCUCCCUCCUGCCUCCUCUCUCUCCGUGCUUAACCCUUCUCUCGUUUGUCCCACAGUUGAUCGAUAUGAAGAGGGCCCGAUGCGUUCUUCUUCCUCGAAUCUCAAUUUCCCGUCUUCCACUCAUUUUUUACAUCAUCCUGUGCUCUGUUCCGGGAAUCUUUUCAACAAAGAAUGUUACACUUGGGUCAAUCCAAAUUUUUAAGACUCAUGAAUUUCUGCCUCGAAAACCAACCAUUUAUUUUUACUGUAAAGGAGAGAACAAGAUAAUCUUGCCAGAUGUGAAGGAGAAACACUUCUUCUACACUUUCAAGGGCAAAGAAUCUUGGCAGCCUCUGACAGAGCUUACAGAUAAUAAGUGCAAGCGCUGUGGUCUGUAUGAGAUGGACAGGAUAAAAUCUGAUGAUGUUUUUGAUGAGUGGGAGCUGUGUCUUGAUGAUUUUAUAGAUGGAAAAUCUAUACAUUUUAAGGAGAAGGAGUUCAAUGCCACAUUCAUAUGCGGGCAAUGUAGAGCUGGUGGUGUUGUUCCAGUUGUAGAUUCUGGUGUAACUUCUAGCUCAAAGAGCGGCUCUGUGGACAAGAAAAUGAAUGUGGUUCUAGUGAUAGUUAUCAGUGCUUUGGUUUCUGCAAUAGCUGCUGCGGGAACAGUUGGUGCACACAAAUACUGGCAGAAGAGGAAGAGAGAACAAGACCAGGCUCGAUUUCUAAAGCUUUUCGAAGAUGGAGAUGACAUUGAAGAUGAACUUGGUCUGGAGCAGAUAUAAUGAAAACCUAUAGAUCGAUUUUUUUUUUUAAUCGACAAUGUACUAUAUAUAGUGUUCCACCAAUUUCUGUUAGAUGUUCUACAGACUUCGGAAUACUGAAUGCAGAUUCUGGAUCAUACGCCAAGGCAACUUAGGGGUGGACAAAUACAAUGCUCUUUAGAAAAAUUCUCGUAUUUUUUAGCUGAAGUGGCGCAUUGUGUUGUAUCGCUACGGGAAAGGGCAGAACAGAUUCAAAUAUACUUGGGAGUUGGGAGAGAGAUACUUGAGCUGUUGAUAAGAUUUCAUGCUGUUUUUUGUUUUUGCCAAGCAUCAUGAAGAAAUGGCAAUCAAAUUAUUCCUGUCCAUACUUAUAAGGAAAUAUUAUCAUAUAAAAUCUUCAUUAGGCUAA
Molecule: messenger RNA, 1325 nt
Organism: Phoenix dactylifera (date palm)
Lineage: Eukaryota; Viridiplantae; Streptophyta; Magnoliopsida; Arecales; Arecaceae
Source: RefSeq, a predicted model, not a curated record